This is a messenger RNA of Pimephales promelas (fathead minnow), 3943 nucleotides long. It is a transcript of the gene pcgf5a, whose product is annotated as polycomb group ring finger 5a. NCBI's taxonomy places the organism in Eukaryota, Metazoa, Chordata, Actinopteri, Cypriniformes, Leuciscidae. The record is from RefSeq and is a predicted model, not a curated record.
UCUCUCUGCGCGUGCUGCUGCCAGUUCCGUGUCGGCCGCGAGUUUACCAGCCACGCACUGCCUGCACGCGCUCAAUCCACCGCCGGGCUGUAACGGUGUGACUCUCUCUGGCUUCCAGACCCCUCCUCCCCCGCUUCAGUCUCCAUUAACGGCCGAGCACAGAGCGAGGCGAGGGGAUACGUAACGGAUCACUCUCUCACCAAUGUCUUCGGCUCAGAGUUACAACUGCCUCAAAACUGAGGCAAUGAUGAAAUCACCGUGGCAACCCUGUGUGGGAGCACAGGCAGCACUGUGACUCUAGCUUGUGAUCUCCUGACCUCUGUGAGUCGAGAUGGCAACCCACCGGAAACACCUGGUCCGAGAUUUUAACCGUCACAUUACCUGCUCAAUUUGCCAUGGAUACCUGAUCAAGCCCACCGCUGUCACGGAAUGCCUGCACACUUUUUGUAAGAGUUGUAUCAUUCAGCACUUUGAGGAGAGUAAUGAGUGUCCAGAAUGUGGGAUACAGGUCCAUGAAACCAACCCUUUAGAGAUGCUGAGGCUAGAUAAAACCCUGGAGGAGAUCAUCUUCAAGCUGGUGCCUGGACUAAGAGAGAAGGAGGAACAACAGGAAAGUGAGUUUUGGAGAAAAAAUAAAAUCAAAGCAAAUGGAGAAGAUGGCCCAAGGGCUAAGAAAGCUCGCCUAAGUGAUGAAGAGGAUGAGGACGGGAAAGGUGGAGACUACCACAGGAGUGAUCCUCAGAUCGCUAUUUGUCUGGACUGUCUACGUAACAAUAGCCAAUCAGGAGAAAGCACUGUUAAGGGUUUAAUGAAGAAAUUCAUCCGUUGCUCCACCCGUGUUACGGUGGGAACCAUUAAGAAGUUCCUCUGUGUAAAAUUGAAGCUGCCAAGCUCUUAUGAGCUCGACGUUUUGUGUAACGGGGAGAUCAUGGGCAAAGACCACACCCUGGAAUUCAUCUAUCGCACUCGCUGGAGACUUCAGGGUGACAGCGCUUAUCCCAUGGUUCUCGAAUACCGUCCAAGGAUUGACUUUGGUUAAACAGCACUUACAGCUUUUGUGGAAAUCUCAUGCAGACUGAUGUCAAGAGAUGGACAAAAAGCAGAAAAACUGAAUGAUUGUGCCUCUGUUGAAAGUCAACAACACAAAGCUCCAUGACUGACAGGACUGCUCUCCUUCCUGUGUACUGCUUCAGCCUCUACUCCUCCAUUCCUCCCUCCUUCAUGUUCCUGUUUGACAGUUGUGGCUCCGCCCACUGGCACUGUAUCAAGUUUGAUGAUUAUAUUCCUCCAAAGCUUUCUCUGCAUGUUGUCUCUAUGACAACGCCUUAGCAUUCAGCGGCCCGUUGGGAUUAUCUGAUAGCAAUCUAGAAAUCACAGAAAGUAAGCUAAAACUCAUCGCAAAGCUGCGUCUUGGCCAGGUGACAGGAGAGAGAGAAAAUGGAGACGUUUUUAAAAUGAAGUCUCGCUAGGUAGAUUUUAGAAUGUUUUAUUAGGUGUUUUUAUCCAAGAUUUUGCACUAGAGUCAAAUCCAAAUGUCUCGCUAUAGUGUUCCUAAUCUAUCUUACCUUUUACACUCUCUCUCUUUACUUUUAUUUACUUUUCUUUCCUGCUCUAACCACCCACAUUGUCCCUCUCUCUCUCUCUCUCUCUCUCUCUCUCUCUCUCUCUCUCUCUCUCUUUCUUUUGCACACACACACACACACACUCACUUUCUCAGCCAAUUUCUAUCUUCCCUCAUACUCUCAUUUUUCUCCAAUGGUGUUUUUGGCUCUAGUCAGAAGUAUUGAUGGAUCUCAUUCAGAUGGAAUUGAAUGAGAGCGCUGUAGAUGUCCCAAAAUAACAGCACUGAAAGGCACUCUGGGUAAGCAUUUUUCCUUCACACUGUGAAGGCCAAGUCUUACAUUUAACCAAACCAGAUCAUUUUUUUAUAGAAAUGAUAUAAGAUUAACUGAUACCAGAUAUGCUUAAUGCAUUAAUUCAUUGAAAAUUCUCAUCUUUAAAAACAGCUGAAUGGGGAAUGACUGAAGGGUUCCAGCUGCAUCUAUCUAAGAGCCGCUUUGAACUCACAGUCUGUUAGCUGUAAACAUUCUGUUGUUUCCUGUUAAUCAGAAAUAUAUUUGAGACAUUCCAAUCAAAUCCACCUCAAUAGAUGUUUUAAUUUUAAAACCCAGAAUGUCAAUAAUGCACUUUUUACAGUGUGUUUUGAGUGUGAUGCGGCAAAAUAAUGCUAUACUGAUGCAACAAUGUUUGGUUAAACAUAAUUAAGUGGAAAACAUGCACUUUCUAAAAAUGUGUGAUGUCUGGAAAAACAACUGCACAAGGGACAUGCAAUAAUGCAUUUGUCUAUUUCCACAAAGUGGAAGAAAAGUUCAAAUCCAAUAUUUCUCAAUGUGUUCCUCUAUAUCAAGUCACGGACAUGGACUUUAAAAUUCAGUCAUCACGUUUUAAAUAUUUUAAAUAUUAAAGGUGUGUUUUGGAGCAUUAGUUCAGACAAGGUAAUAGGUUAGCUUUCUACAUUUGUUUAAAUGACAGUGUAAAUCUUUACUGUAUGUUUAGUGGCCUAGAAUCAUUUAAAAUCAUAAUUACAAGUAAAUGAUCGCCAAACUGAAAAAGUUGCCAAACCGAUUUCAUGCACAUUAAGGGGAAUUAAGGGUUCAAACCAUCUAGCUUUGCCAAUCCAGAUUAUAUUCCACAAAAAUGAUGUGAUGGUAAAGGAUUACAUGAAUCAUUACGUAAACCUUUGAUUUGGAUCAUCUCAGGGGGUGACGACAUGCGAAAUGAGGGUUUGUUCUGUGUUCUCCAGUUUUGGAAUCAAGGAAUCUUAACAAUGGGUGUUUGAAAUUAGAGUCGCUUCAGUGCUGUAAAUCAUUACAGUUAAUCUAAAGAUGAAUUUAGAAUGAGUCUGAAUUGCUCAGCAACACUGUUUUAAGUGGAUUGUACCUAUGUCUACCAAUAGUAAAAAUAUAUUUGUCCAAAUGUUUCUUAUGACAAGCUAAAACUUCAUGUUAUACCAACAUGAUCUAUUGUACUGAAUCUUAAAAAUCAUUUGCACUGUCUGUCAGUUCAGUGGAAUUCUUGACGUUGUUGUUUUGGACAAAGGCCACUGGCUGCUCUCCCAAAUCCAAUUUCCUCCCCACUAAGAAAACAUGCAAAUCAAAUAUGAAGUGUCUUUAAGCUCUGAUUAUAAAUACGAUGUAUUUUUGUAUGUUGACGCACUUAUGUAUAUUUGAACCUAUAAUCAAAAGAUUUUGUCAAUGCUUGUCUUUUUCCUAAUAGAUGAUGCUGCUUGGGGUAAUUAGGGCCCAAGCCUUGAAAAGGCGAAGGUCCUAUUGUUUUCCUUAGGAUUAUUUAUUCUUUUUUUUAUACGUCCCCCCGCCUGCUAUAUGUGUUCCUCUUGUAAAUGUUCGCACUGUACAUGAAAAGCUACCUAAUGCGGUUCUCAUUACAUAUUGUUAUUUAAUUAAUGAACAUUAAAAUAUGACAAAAAAUAGUGGGUUUUCUUCGACUGAAUUCUAGAAACAUUCGUUUUUUUCUGUAAACAUUCUGAAAGCUGCCUAAUAUACUUGCAUGACAGUAUAACUUGCCAUUAGAUCUUCUUAGAUUGAAGAAUUUUAGAAGUCUUUGCAUUAAAUACUAAUAUUAAAAUAGACUGAGGGCAGCAGACCUUAAAACAGAGAAGCUAAAACUUUGAAGUUGUUGAAAGCCAUUCUUUGAAACCACCGGUUCAAGUGUGAUGAUAUUAGUGUGUCUUUAAAUCUGACAAUGAAUAACAAAGACAUGGAAUGUGCCUUCUUUUAGACUGUUUCUAUGCACAGCUCCCUGUUUCUCUCUCUUUCUUUCUCCCCCUCUCAUGCAAAAGGAAGUGGAAUGUGACAUGCAUUCUUCUUUUAGUCCGUGCAUCACUUGUUCAGCUGUCUGUUUGCCCUGCCGUUCUCUCUCAAAA